Mustela lutreola (European mink) is the source of this 6756-nucleotide messenger RNA. RefSeq names its product interleukin 18 binding protein (gene IL18BP). Bases 1164 to 1652 code for a protein of 162 amino acids. Lineage: Eukaryota; Metazoa; Chordata; Mammalia; Carnivora; Mustelidae. The record is from RefSeq and is a predicted model, not a curated record. Gene Ontology annotation, molecular function: interleukin-18 binding. Gene Ontology annotation, biological process: T-helper 1 type immune response. The transcript is spliced from 5 exons.
ACAGAAGGGCCCUGGAGCAUCACUGGGUGACUCUCUCCUUACCACCUGAGGUGAGGUCAGUGCCUUGCCUGCUACCAACACCCCUUUUCAUGGGCCACCCUCAGCUUCAGCUUCUUUCACCCAGCUGUGGCUUUGCAUGGUCCCCCACUGCUCAUGUCAGUGGGCCCGUUCUCAGAGUGGAAUGGGGACCAUUUGAAGGGUGCAGGGAUCGUCCUUUCACUCUUGUCCCCCUAUGGGUCAGGCUCAUGUGAGAAGCCAAGACCAGGCUGUCCAAGGCUCUCUUUCCAUACUUCAGCAAGUCUGAGUCCCAUGUCCUCCCAACAGCCCAACUCUUGUCUUGGUUCUGCUCUGAGUCCAGUCUCCUCUCCGUCACAUCCCCCAAUCUCAUCCCCAAAAGACUGUCUCAGAAGCCCCCAAGCAGCCUUGCCUCCUAGCCUAACAGCUGGAGAUACUGGCACUCCCGGGGAGGAGUUUUAUGAUGCAUCCUCCGAACCUAGUUCCAUCUCCUGGCUUCCCUGGCUCUGUCCCUGGCAUCCCUGGCCCCUGAUCACAGAGACCACAAACCUCGGACACUUGGGUCUUCCCCAUCGUGUUGAUAUCUGUGUGUGGCCUGGGUCACGAGUCCUGGUCCACUCUGCCUCCACAGACACAAGCACGACCCCAAUCGUGAGUGCCUCCUCCAGCUUGGCAUCCCCGCUGCCUCUCACACCUCACCCUAGUCCUGACCCUGCCGCAGCCCCGGAUCCGCUUGUCCCAUCAGCCACCAGACUGUGCAUUUCUAUAGCUCUGUUGUUGCUGGAGCUGGCACUAGGCUGCUUGCUCCUCCUCUUCCCCGGGAAGUGCCCUCCCCUCCUUUUAGGGCCAGCACUCCAGCUCGUGUUCCAAGGCCUCAGCCUGGCUCUGAGAGAUUCCUGCACACAAGGCCAAAGAAUGCUGUCAGCACAGUUCCCGCAGCAUGGCCCAAGCGGGGCUGGACACAGCUGGACUGACUGGAGCUUCAAGAAGCAGGGAUUCUGAAGAAGAGGGCUGUUCGGGGCUUCUCGAGAGCCAGAAUCAGCUCCAGAGAAGGCGGCUUUGCUUUUCUCUGUGACGGGCCCCAGAGAGGAAGUUGUUACAGAUAAAUAGAACCAGGCACGCCAGCUCCUGACACAUCCAUCAAGACCAUGGGACAGAACUGGACACCAGAUCGCAGCCCUUUGCCAGUCCUGCUUUUGUGUGCCCACAUGAUCUGUCACCUGGUUGGAGCCACACCUGUACCUCAGGCCACUGCCACUGCCUCAGCUGGGGUCACAAAGGACCCCUGCCCCUCCUGGCUCCCAAGAGCUAAGCGGUGCCCAGCAUUGGAGGUGACCUGGCCAGAAAUGGAAAUCGCACUGAGCUGGGCUGAAGACCGGUCUGCCUUCUACUCAAGAAGCCCCACCCUCCAGCACGUCACCUCUGCCUCGUCAUCGCGACAGGUGACUUCCCAAGCCUGGUUGAGUCGUCGCCUCUUCCCUGGGGUCUACACGCUCUUGCAGCUCAGGCCUCCCUCUAACAGACUGUCUCAGGGAAGGGAUGCGCUAAAUGCUGCUUCUGAUCCACAGGUGCAUCCUGGUCACACCCAGCAGGGCCCACAGUGGGCGUGCAUAAAUGAUUUUUCACUGGAGGUGUGACAUCUGCCUGUCAUUUAAGCCGUCCUUCCACUUACAGAACUUGGCUCAUCCCAAGAGGGAGUGUGGGAAGAGAGGGACUGUUACUCAGAAUGUAAAGACAAGGCCAGGAGAGAAGGUACAUAGCUGGGAAAACUUGGCAGGGACAAAGAUGUGCUCUAAAAAGAGCGAAAUUUCCCUUUUCCUGCACAGAUCAAGACCGCUCAGCACUUAAGGGAGAAAAAUAGACUUUAUUUACAAGUAAUAACAUUUAGAAAAGAUCCAUCCCUGGCCCUUAAAAACCUUCCUAUCACUCCAAAUCCCACCCCAGAGUUAAGUCUGGGGAAGGUGGGGGAUGAGCUGCAGCUGAAGGCUGCCCCUGCCCCUGCUGCCGCACCCAGGCGUGGGGCCCAUCUGUUCUGGAAAAAAGGAUCUUCUGGGCAUCCAAGCCCUUGGGUGGAUGGGAGCACCUAUGGGUGCACCCACUAGGUCAGUGCCCAGUCCUGGACUUAAAAAGCGCAGGGCCCUAGUGGGCCCAGCCACCAAGAGCAGCAGGAAAUCAGGGCCUGCUCCUCCAAUGGUCCCUUCUGGAUCCAGAGGCUGGGGAGGUCUGACUUGGGCCUCGGGCCCAGCCACUCAAAGCCAGCCUCAAGUCUGUUUGUGAUGAAGAAGUGACUUCGCUCUAAGAAAACAUGAGGAGGCAAGGUAGGGAGAAGACCCAGACUCUCCAGGCCUCCGGGGCCAACUCUGUGGACACAUCUGUUCACCUAGCGAAGGCUCCGGUGAAGAUCCAGGUACCAGGCCAGGGUGUGGGCACGCAUCACUGUUUCUAGGGGUCUGGCCACUGUUGGCCUGGGAGCUGAGAGAAGGCACUGAAAGGGACAGUAGAAGGAGAAGGACCAGGCGAGGUUGGCAUUGAGGACACAGGUAGGGGCCUCUCACUGGUCCUGGCCCUUUAGUGCUUUGCCUGGAAAAGAGAAACAUAGUCACAUGCACGGCUGGAGACCGGUGAUGCCAGCCAGAACCAGAUGGCUCAAGGAGGCCUCUCAGAGCUCCCAAAGCCCCUGACUAGGAUCCCUUUCUUGGGAGUGACCCGGACACCUCUACCUUCAGGUUCUCAGUUGCCAGCUAUGCCCAAGCAGCCCUAAGUCUCCUCUCCUCCACCAGCAGGUAACCAAGGCAGGGGGCACCCACACUUUGCAACCACCUCUAGCAGCCUACCUAAGCCCUGUCACGGAAGCCUCCCGAAGGGUGGCCUGGGGGAGUACCCCACUUCCACCCACUUUCCUAAGAGUCCACCACCCCCUUCCCUGUCAGUGCUUCCACCUUGCCCUUGGCCCGAGGGGUGGCAGUGGCGGCAGCAAGGGCAGCGGCAGUGGCGGCACUGGCCGCGGUGGUAGCAAUGCGCGGAGAGCGGCGGGUCCCACUGCGGGUGUUGGGAGAGGCCUUGGACAGAGCUUUCUUUGAGGCUCCCCUCCGCAGCAGGCUGUUCCCGAGCUUCUUGGGCGUGUUAAGGAUGCUGAAAGCCAUGGACUGGCGGCGGUCAGCCUGUUGGGGAGAGAGGGGCUGUUAAACUGGGCUGCACUCACACUCUGCCACCAAGACCUCCCAGGGGCUCCCUCCAGCCCCCUGUACUAACCUGUUUAAUAGCCGGAGCAGCAGCUUUCUUCUGGGCCUCCGUAGUGCUCUGUUUGCGCCCUUCAUGUCGGUCCCGGGGAGUCAUGGGGCGUGGGAAACAGCUGGUGGCCUUCUUAGACUAUGGGGAAGAGAAGUUGACAUCCAAAGCCAGACAUGUGUCUCUGCAUCAAGCCCUUGGAGAGCGAAGGCUCCCCUUUAGUCCACUUUUCAAAUUUGGGGAGCUGGGCUAGACUAGGCAAGCUGAUAGGACAAAAAGUAGCCAGGGUUGCCUACCUCUGGGGUACCAGGACCCUGAUGGGGCUCUGAGGAGACCCGUUUGCGCUGCUGCCGGGUGGUGAUGCCCGUGCCCUCAGCUAUCUGGGCUGGCUGCAUGCUGGCUCGGCGCAGGGUCUCCCGGGGGUCACCAGUUUUCAUCUCCUCAUCUGUGAUGGUAGCCAGGCUCAGAGAAGGCUGCAUGGGGUGGAAGAAGUGGUCAAGGGGGGGCAGAACUGCCCCCAGAACUCCUCAUUGGCCUGAUGUGCAGGGCAGCUCAGGCCUUCUGUGGCAGAAGGCCUCCUUGCCGUUGUCUUCCUCUACUCUUGCCCUGCAGGAUGGCCACAGGAGGCGGCAGAGCAGACCUCCACAAACUCAGGGCUGCCCACAGGGAGUUCACCCCAAACCCUUCUAUGCCAGCUAGUCCAUGGAAGCAUAAGGUCACCCUCUGCAGCAGGCCAGAGACUCAGGGCACUAGGAUAAGUGACUAGUACUGGGGUGGCUUGCUAAGGGAGGAGGAGGGGAGCUGGCCUGGGGCCUGAGCUCACCCUAGACUCCAGGGGGUAGCAGGUCUUCAAGUGAGGGGGGCACACCCGGUUGCGCUGCUGCAACUCUGCGAUGCGGUUCCAGUCGUCCAGCUGCUCGGGCUCAUCCUGGCAAGUGCCCAUGUAGAAGCUGUUCCUUCCUGUGGAGGGCCAGGAGACAGGAGCAGGUGGGACUGGAAGGCCAGGAAGAGUGAGGGGAACAGCAGGGGGUCACCCCCUGGUCCUGGCAUCUUGCUAACCUUUGUGUCCACCACUUCUGUCCCCCUGUCCCAUGGACUUGAGGCUUGGAGCCUCAGAGUCCUAUUGUGCUCAGGGCUGCAGAUAGCAGGGCAAGGCUUAUAGGGCAUUUCUACCAUGGGGCUGGCUCACCACUCUCCCUCUGGGGAGGUCAAAGGAUAUCUUCCGCAGAGGCUGUGACACCUUAGAGAAACAGGACCGGGAAUUGGGGUCCAGGACCUAGGGGGUCCUGGAGGGCAAGAGUCUUCAGGAAGAAUCUAAGAACAGAACACUGGCCCAGCAGAGCUCUUCUGGCACCCCUUACCCCCUGAGAUGGGGUAACAGAGGACCUGAGCUGACCAUCACUAUAAGGCUGGGAAUCCUGGGCCCCUUGUGUGAAUGUUUCCCAUUCACCCAGGCUGAGAUGAAGAGCAGCCUAAGGGACAGACAAGGCCCUGAGACUACAGGGAAGAGGGCCAGGCAAGGUACUGGAAGGUAAUUAGCCUUAGGGUUUUAGAAGUUUGUCCCUUUCCUGUGCCAGAGUCUGUGUUUCAAGCGCCUAUGGUCACCUCACCUGGAGGGACCCCACUGGAUACACCAGCCUGGGAGCGGCGAGCAGAGCUGCGAGUGGUGGGCCGGUACCCUGGUAGACUGAGCAGAGCCGAGUUGCCAUCAUCAGGAGAGCCCAGACGGGCUAGAGACUGGGUAGAAGAUGUGGCUCGUGGGCCAGCCUGGGAGGCAGGGGCGGACUGGGUGCUGUAGAAGGAUGAAUUGGCGCUGUCCGGCUCUUCCACAUCUAGCUUCUGGAAGAGAGAAUUAAUCCGGUGGGGUGGGGCCCUGUCAGUCCACAAAGCAGUCUCCCGUUCCCCUUCCUAAAAUGCCUGUGUUCCCACACUGCUUUAUAGGGAUCCUUAGCUGCAUAUCUGCAAGAAACAGGCCUUGUUGCUAAGAAUCCUGCAUAAGGUGCUGAGGCCAUACCCAUUUUCUCUUGCCUGUUGACCGUGCUUUGAAGGAAGGCAGGCAGAGUUGUGUAUCAGACCAGUUUAGAAUCAAAGUGUAAAAAAAUAAAGGAUCGGCCUACCGGUCUCAGCUAGCAAGUGGCAGAGCCAGGGCUGGAAUGCUUGGUCCUGGGCUAGUCAGGCUCAUCCCAUAGUCUCCACUGUCCCCUCAACUGGAGCUGGCCAUGACCCUGUCCAUCUUUUAGUUCUCCAGCUUCUUGGUAGCAAAGGGCAACCCACACAACGGAGGUGCGCUUUGCUGCAUGAAAGGUACCUCCCCAUUCCCCAACCUCCUCAGGAUAUGGGAACAGGACCAGCCAGAGUUUCCAGCCUGGCAGGCAGCCUCUGGAUGGCCACAACGCAUCUCAGCCACCCAGGUGGUGUGCUGGAGGCCCAGGGCUGGGCAAUAACUUCACAUUAUCUCCCUUCAGCCUGCACAGGCUCAGUGCUACCCAUGGAAAGAAACCUGCCUUAAAACCAAUAGGCAUCCAAUUUCAGCCCUGCGCUUUUCUACAAAAGAGGCCUUUGUUUCUUGGGAUCUUAAGAUACAGCUUAAUCAGUCCGGCCAGCCUUGGGAGGCUACUGUGAGGACCCGAUGGGGAAGAUGCCCUUAUGAGCAAGGGAGCAUGACUGGCUUACAGUCCCACUCUCAGCAGCCUGACCUUGGUCAUGGUGAUAUUGAUGAUUUGCGUGGUACGUCGACGAGCAGAGCGGGUCUUCCGGCCUGAAUCCAGGAAGACGUCCCCCAAGGAGUCCAGGCUGCUCUCCAGUGGGGCCUGACCCCGAGCUGGGAUUGGGGUGAAGUAGAGAGACUCCAGGGAUUCUACCUUGGGGGGCAGGCGCUGGGAGAUGGGUGAGGCUGGCUCUCCAGGGAUGCUGGUGCCAUCUGGCUGAGUUCGAGGCAGCUUGCUGUAGAAAAGGCAUUUUGUUCAUCCCUUUGCUGCAAAGUUACCAACUCCUACAUUUACUACAAGUGGACCAGGUCAAGCACCCCAUUUUUUCUCUGAUUUUUGAGAAGUAACCAGGACAGCCCUUACCCCAGGCCCUCCCUUCCCUCUCCAUUCCGGGUGAGCCCAUCUACUCCCACGGCUCUCUGAGCUCCUUAACACUGGCAACUCCGGGACUCCACUAUCCCAGACAUCGCCCCCUGGACACCCAGCUCCACAGUGUUCCUCCUGGAUGACCCACUCCAGAGAACAAGAGCAGCCUCCAGCUGUGCACCCCCAGCCACAAUCCUACCCAACAGCUCGUCCGUUCACAUCUCUUUGGCCAGUCCGCCUUAUCUCCUCUCACCUAGACUUAGUGGCACCUGAGGGGAGGUACGAGCCUGGUGACAAGCAGGGGUUCAAGCCUACCUCUACCACUGUGGGACCUUGGUCAAAUGACUGCCCCUCUAUGCCCCAGUCUCAUCUGUUAAGUACUUAAUCACAGAACCUACCUCAGAGGAUUGUGAGGGGUAAAUAAAUGCAUUAAUAUUUU